Molecule: messenger RNA, 1236 nt
Organism: Anoplopoma fimbria (sablefish)
Lineage: Eukaryota; Metazoa; Chordata; Actinopteri; Perciformes; Anoplopomatidae
Gene: dpf3
Product: double PHD fingers 3
Exons: 12
Coding region: 42-1217 (391 amino acids)
Biological process (GO): nervous system development
Cellular component (GO): nucleus; nBAF complex
Source: RefSeq, a predicted model, not a curated record
CACCGAGAUUUGGAAUAUUACGUUACAGUCGUGCAGGAAAAAUGGCGACUGUCAUUCAUAAUCCUCUGAAAUCGCUUGGUGACCAGUUCUAUAAGGAGGCAAUCGAACACUGCCGCAGCUACAAUGCCCGCCUCUGUGCCGAACGCAGUGUGCGCAUGCCCUUCCUGGACUCACAGACCGGCGUGGCGCAGAACAACUGCUACAUCUGGAUGGAAAAGUGCCACCGCCAGCCAGGCCAAGCAGCAGGACAGAUGUACACCUAUCCUGCUCGUUGCUGGAGAAAGAAGAGGCGACUCCACCCUCCCCUGGAUCCCCAACUCCGCCUGUGUGAGCUUCGACUGGAAGCCGAGCUGGCCCCCAAGCGCGAGGUGCCCCCAGGGGAGGCCACAGCCUUGGAGGCCCUGCUGAGGGGGGACAGCGUGCUGGAGAAAAAAAACAGCAUCUGUAAGGAAGAGGAAACCAUGCUAGAAAUACAGAGAGUUCUGGAGGCGGAGGAAAAUGGGGACGGUCUCCAUGAUGAUGAAGACUUUGACCAGGACACUCCAAAGAGAAAGAACAGAAACAGAAGCAAAAACAGAGGAUCCAGUCGCAGGAGGACAGAACCCGUUAACCUCGACGACCAGGACAAACCUUACGUCUGUGACAAUAAAUACAAACAAAAGCAUAACUCAAAAAAGGCUGAAGAAGUCUGUGGAAAGCGCUACAAGAACCGGCCCGGCCUGAGCUACCACUACACCCACACUCACCUGGCGGAGGAGGAGGGUGAGGACGAGAAGGAAUCAGAUAUGGCCCCCUCUCCUCCAUUCAACGUAGACAACCACAAACCUCAGAAAGGUCCGGAUGGCAGCAUCAUCCCCAACGACUACUGUGACUUCUGCCUGGGAGACCAGGACUCCAACAGGAAGACCGGCCAGGCCGAGGAGCUGGUGUCCUGCUCCGACUGUGGACGCUCCGGUCACCCCACAUGUCUGCAGUUCACUGACAACAUGAUGCAGGCUGUGAGGACGUACCAGUGGCAGUGCAUAGAGUGCAAGUCUUGCAGCCUCUGUGGCACCUCAGAGAACGAUGACCAGCUGCUGUUCUGUGAUGACUGUGACAGAGGAUACCACAUGUACUGCCUGAAGCCUCCAAUGACCAAGCCUCCAGAAGGGAGCUGGAGCUGUCAUGUGUGUCUGGACUUGUUGAAAGACAAGGCCUCUGCCUACGGAGAGGCUUAACCUCCUUGGACAUUCUUGU